This is a messenger RNA of Aspergillus fijiensis CBS 313.89, 631 nucleotides long. RefSeq lists its product as uncharacterized. Lineage: Eukaryota; Fungi; Ascomycota; Eurotiomycetes; Eurotiales; Aspergillaceae. Bases 39 to 512 code for a protein of 157 amino acids. The record is from RefSeq and is a predicted model, not a curated record. The transcript is spliced from 2 exons.
AUCCUUCCUUGAUACGACUCUCGUGGAGUUUUCCUCUAAUGCCAGUGAUUGUGGAAUUAUCCUCCACAACCCGCAAAUCUCCCUAUGAAACAGGGAAUCUUUUGGGUUUCGCUAGUGGCCUGCAAAGAUUAGGUUUACAACGGGCCCAACCUACACCGUUCGACUGUGACCAAGUAAUUGGAGAAAAUACAGCAUUUCCUGCCUAUUCCACCGAAGAACAAGCAUGUCAUCUGUCAACAAGCUUCCUGGCCAAGCGUCAUGAUCUAGCUUUUCUUGGGCCUGUCUACCCUGUCUCCAUGGACGGUCGGCAAUGCAGCGAGUCCAAUUUUGAGCGUUGGUGGAGAGCGUCGAGUCUUAAACUUUCGAUGAGUUUCGCGUCGUUACAGGAAGCGAUCGGCCUCCGCCUGACGGCUGGAACACGCCUCAACGACUGGUUCAAGGAUUAUCACUACACAAUGUGUCGAACCUCACUGUAUUCGACACUCGUUAGAAUAUCCCGUUUCGAUUCGUGAACGAGAUCCAUUGCAGCCGUGAUAUGGCGCCAUAGUCUUGCCAAACAGCUCCAGGCAGUUCCAGCAGAGUGUGCUGACCCUGCGCGAGAUACAGACAUUAAACCAUACCUUCGGCUAAA